Molecule: messenger RNA, 384 nt
Organism: Ziziphus jujuba (common jujube)
Lineage: Eukaryota; Viridiplantae; Streptophyta; Magnoliopsida; Rosales; Rhamnaceae
Product: bZIP transcription factor 53
Exons: 1
Coding region: 1-384 (127 amino acids)
Biological process (GO): positive regulation of DNA-templated transcription
Cellular component (GO): nucleus
Molecular function (GO): transcription cis-regulatory region binding; DNA-binding transcription factor activity
Source: RefSeq, a predicted model, not a curated record
AUGUCCCCCUCAGUUGCAGCAAGUUCAUCAAGAGGUUUCGAUACCAAAUCUCCAAGUGUUUCAGUGGACGAGAAGAAGAAAAGAAGAAUGAUUUCCAACAGAGAAUCAGCUAGGAGAUCAAGGAUAAGGAGGCAAAAACGCAUAGUGGACCUUGCAAACGAAAAGGCUCUGGUAGCGAAACGACUUGUAGAAGGCUAUAAAGAGUACUCUGCCAUUAGCAAAAGCCACUUGACCUUGCAAUCAGAAAACGAAAUUCUGAUGUCUGAAAAGAUGAGAAUGGUCCAGUAUUUGAAAAACAUGCACCUGUUUCUCAAAUACAUUUCAGAAAACUGUGUAGAAACAAAAGAGACCACCAUUAAUCGAGCUGAUUUAGUUUGUAUUUAG